Molecule: messenger RNA, 2649 nt
Organism: Homo sapiens (human)
Lineage: Eukaryota; Metazoa; Chordata; Mammalia; Primates; Hominidae
Gene: RTL3
Product: retrotransposon Gag like 3
Exons: 2
Coding region: 297-1724 (475 amino acids)
Cellular component (GO): nucleus
Molecular function (GO): nucleic acid binding; zinc ion binding
Source: RefSeq, marked reviewed
AUUUACACAUUUCCCUCCUCAGCAAUGGGUACACAGACAGCCAAGCUCCUGGACUAAGUCUCUGAAUGUGUAUCUGACACUUCCCCUUACUGAGCUCCGGAGGCUCCUUCUUGCCGAGCUCCGGAGGCUCCCAGUGACCUCUUGAUAAUCAGCCUUGGCGGGGCCCAAAUACCACCCCUUGGAAAACUCACUGAGCCUGACAUCUGCCUGUAAGCAGCUUUCAGGAAGGAUCUCACAAACACCCACCCAAUCUCUCUUGGUAGCAAAUUGUCAAAUCAUACCCAUUUCCUCAAAAGAUGGUGGAGGACUUAGCAGCCUCCUAUAUUGUUCUGAAAUUGGAGAAUGAAAUUCGGCAGGCUCAAGUGCAGUGGCUGAUGGAAGAAAAUGCUGCUCUCCAGGCCCAGAUCCCAGAGCUUCAGAAGUCCCAAGCAGCCAAGGAGUAUGAUCUACUCCGAAAGUCCUCAGAGGCCAAGGAGCCCCAGAAGCUCCCAGAGCACAUGAAUCCCCCAGCAGCCUGGGAGGCCCAAAAGACCCCAGAGUUCAAGGAACCCCAGAAGCCACCAGAGCCACAGGAUCUUCUACCCUGGGAACCCCCAGCAGCCUGGGAACUCCAGGAGGCCCCAGCAGCCCCAGAGUCCCUGGCGCCUCCAGCAACCCGGGAGUCCCAGAAACCUCCAAUGGCCCAUGAGAUCCCAACAGUCUUGGAGGGCCAGGGGCCUGCAAACACCCAGGAUGCCACAAUAGCCCAAGAGCCCAAGAAUUCAGAACCCCAGGAUCCCCCAAAUAUUGAGAAGCCCCAGGAGGCACCAGAAUACCAGGAAACUGCAGCACAGCUAGAGUUCCUUGAGCUUCCACCUCCCCAGGAGCCUCUGGAGCCUUCAAAUGCCCAGGAAUUCCUAGAACUCUCAGCAGCCCAGGAGUCCCUGGAGGGUCUAAUAGUUGUGGAGACAUCAGCAGCUUCAGAGUUUCCACAGGCCCCUAUUGGGUUAGAGGCUACAGAUUUCCCCCUGCAAUACACUUUAACCUUCAGUGGAGAUUCCCAGAAGCUUCCUGAGUUCCUGGUUCAGCUGUAUAGUUACAUGAGAGUCAGAGGGCACCUGUAUCCCACUGAAGCAGCCCUGGUGAGCUUUGUUGGCAAUUGCUUCUCAGGUAGGGCAGGAUGGUGGUUCCAGCUCUUACUGGAUAUCCAAAGCCCCUUACUGGAGCAAUGUGAAAGUUUCAUACCUGUGCUCCAGGAUACUUUUGAUAAUCCAGAAAACAUGAAAGAUGCCAACCAGUGCAUCCAUCAACUCUGCCAAGGGGAGGGUCAUGUAGCAACCCACUUCCACCUCAUUGCUCAAGAGCUGAACUGGGAUGAAAGCACUCUCUGGAUCCAAUUUCAAGAAGGUCUUGCCAGUUCUAUACAAGAUGAACUGUCUCACACAAGCCCAGCCACCAACCUAUCUGAUCUCAUCACUCAGUGCAUCAGCCUGGAAGAGAAGCCUGAUCCCAAUCCAUUAGGGAAAAGUUCCUCUGCAGAGGGAGAUGGACCCGAGAGUCCACCAGCUGAAAACCAACCUAUGCAGGCUGCAAUCAACUGCCCACACAUCAGUGAAGCUGAAUGGGUCCGUUGGCACAAAGGCCGCUUAUGCCUCUACUGUGGUUAUCCUGGUCAUUUUGCCAGAGAUUGCCCUGUCAAGCCUCAUCAGGCCCUGCAGGCGGGAAACAUCCAGGCCUGCCAGUAAGGGGGACCCCACGUGGGCCAAUCUACAAAUAUGCGUCCCCCUCUCUUCCAAUAUCCAUGUCUCAUACACUAUGGCUUACUGUUGAAAUCCAACUGGGAAGAAGAUAAUUCUUUGAGCAAGCAAUGGUAGAUUCAGGCUCCUACAGAAACAGCAUUGAUCAUACUGUGGUUCUUCGAGAGAAGCUGCCCAUCCGCAGUAAUAUCUUCCCUCUGAUGCUGGAAACUGUCGACGGCCAUCCACUUAUUAAUGGACCCAUAACUAAGGAAACAUCACCUGUCCAAGUUCAAAUUGGAAACCAUGUUGAAGAGCUCCAGUUUGACAUUAUUCAUGCACCACGAUACCCUCUGAUUAUUGGAAUCCAUUGGCUUGAGACACAUGACCCAAACAUAGAAUGGAGUACCCGCACUGUGUCCUUUCUAUCACGUUAUUGUCACUACAAUUGCUUCAGGCACAGGUGGAAUAGAAGAAAUCGUGAUGAAAUAAUUUCUGGGUAGAUCCUGUGUCCUAGUGACUGUUCCUGGCAACCUGUCUUCUGUUACCUCAGCUGUCAUCAGCAUUUGCUGCUCCCUGAAUCUUCUACUGAACAUCUUGCUAUGUACUAAGGCUACCUGUACAACGACUCUGCCUCUUAGAUGAUAGACUGAACCUGAUGACUUUGAGCUGCUUUUUUUUUUUUCACUAACUCUGCAUGCCUCUAUCUCAGAACUCUGCAUCCUGCGGAACUGUUUUAAUUACAAUUAUACUAACAAUACACAUGAGAAUAGAUAUUAGAAACUAAUAAUGAAAAAGCAUAGCUGUUAAACUGACUUGAUUUUUUUCUUAUCAAUAUUUUCUAUAUCACAAAAAUGGCAACAUCUUUUACAUAAAGAAAAUAAGUUUGUAAGUGAUAUUUCUUAAAAGAAUCAAUAAAUAUUAGCAAUUUCUA